Molecule: messenger RNA, 1121 nt
Organism: Drosophila takahashii
Lineage: Eukaryota; Metazoa; Arthropoda; Insecta; Diptera; Drosophilidae
Source: RefSeq, a predicted model, not a curated record
CAGACCUAACCCAUUUUCCAAAAUGUUCAAGUUGGUGGUAUUGUCUGCUCUGCUCGCCGUAGCCGCUGCCCGUCCCGGUCACCUGUUGGAGUCCUCCCCGCUGGUCUAUGCCGCCCCAGCGGCGACGACCAUCGUCCAGGAGCCCGUCCUGGCCAAAGUGGGUGCCGUGGUCAAGAGCGUGCCCACCGCGGUGAGCCACCAGAGCCAGUCGGUGGUGCACAGCUCGGCCCAUGUGGUGGAGGACAUCGUGGCCCCGGUGGUCAAGUCCACUCCGGUGGUCAGCUAUGCUGCUCCUGCUCCAGUGGUGCACACCUCGUAUGCCGCUGCUGCUCCUGUGGUGCACACUUCCUACGCUGCUCCAGCUCCCGUUGUCCACUCCACCUAUGCCGCUGCUGCUCCCGUUCUGGCCACAUCCUAUGCCCAGGUGGCCGCAUCCUCGCCGCUGACCUACACCGCCACUGGUGUCUGUCCCUCAACUCGACACAUUCGAAGUCUGUCUCCCUUUCCAGCGACACAAGUCGAAGAAGCCAACUCCCCGUUCAACAUGUUCAAAUUGUUCGUUCUCGCUGCUCUUUUGGCCGUGGCUGCCGCCAAGCCCGGUCACCUGGCUGCUGCUCCUCUGGUCUACAGUGCCCCGGCCACCACCGUCGUCCACCAGGAACCCGUUCUGGCCAAAGUUGGAGCCGUGGUGAAGAGCGUGCCCACUGCCGUGAGCCACCAGAGCCUGACCCAGGUGCACAGCACCCCGGUGGUGGAGGAUGUGGUUGCCCCCGUGGUCAGGACCACCGCCGUUCACUCCGCUCCCGUGGUGGCCGCCGCCCCCGUUGUCAAGACUGUGGCCCCCGUCGCCUACUCAGCUCCUCUGGCCUACUCCGCCCCGGUGGCCUACUCCUCGUACUCCGCACCCCUGACGUAUUCCGCACCUGUGGCCUACUCCGCGCCCCUCUCCUACGCCGCCCCCGCGCCCCUGCUGCACCACGCCCCCCUCACCUAUGCCGCAAGCGCCUGGUAAAAAGAACGAAAUGUGCUGAAGAACGAAAGAUUUUGAACUGUGCCUUGUUUACUAGAUAGUUUGCAAAAACUUAACUCGAUAGAAUAAACGAAAUGUGAAUAUAAAACAA